UAAAAAAUAAAAUUGUAAAGAAUUCGUGGGACACAGGUGAGGAUGCGUAGGAUGUCUUUGAAAUUUUCACUGACAAUGGAUAGAAUACACAAAAGGAAAAGAAAUCUCAGAAAUGAGUACUGUUGUGAUUUUCGAGAGUGUCUACUCUCUUCCUGUCUCAAUUUUCUCUCAAGCAGCAAAAAAAAAAAAGUCGUCAAAUAAAGCCCGAAAAAUGGUGAAUCCCUACGAAAAUAUUUUGUAGACAUUUACCAUCGGAGUUUGUUGUUUUGGUGUACUUGACAUUGAAAGCCAUGCUUUCGAGCACUACUCAACAUUUCAUUGUGCAUGCGCGAGAAAAUGAGAAAAUAUGGGAAUUAAAAGAUGUGAAGGAACAAAUACAUACGAUGAAAUCUCGAAAAGUCCUUUUCAGUUUCAUUUGCGGCUCCUCUCAGUAUGCAAGGGAGAGAAAGAUCUGAAGAAAAACAUGGUUACGAGACUGUGGAAAGGACUGAGUUCAGGCUUAAAGACUGAAGACAUUGCUAGCUUGCACAUCUCACAAUGGCAAAGUCACAAAAAGGUUUUGCUGCUCUACUUGUUCUAUCGCUGGAUCUGUGCCAUAAUUUUCCUAACCAUGAUCGUGUGCUCCGUCAUCGAAAUCGGAAGAGGUGGAGAAAAGUUUGAGCACCAUUAUGCAAAAUGGUGGAUCUAUCUGACACAUUGGACUGUUUUGAUUUGUGUUUUACAGGGCUGGCUCGCCGCUGUAAUUUGCACGAAGGCUUUAAUGGAUAAUAAUCGCGAUUAUGAGUUCGUAUUGCAGACAAAAGUUGGCUAUGUACAACAAUUUUAUUGGAUUUGUUAUUCUGUUGGAACCGUUUAUGCAUUUAUUGUGACGUUCUUGUACUGGACUACUGUUUAUGAUCCAGAGGUUGACACAUUCGACUUGAUAAACUUUUUCGUACAUUCUGUUUUGGCUGUAAUAAUGUUUUCUGACCUGUUGCUGGUUGGUCAUCCGGUGAGGAUGGAUCCAGAUUUAUACUUCUCAACUGGAUUGGGAUUGGCAUAUUCAAUUUUUUCAUUAAUAUACUACUUGUGCGGUGGAACCGACCGUCAAAAUGAUCCCAUCAUUUAUCCUUUAGUGAAUUGGGAGAAGCCAGGAAAGACAAUUGUCGUUUGUGUUGGUGCAAUAUUCUUUGUUGUUAUCGUUCAUAUUUUAUGUUGUUGCGUAUGCAAGAUACGAUACCUUAUUCAUAAGAAAAUCUUUGUAAAGAAAGAGAAAAAGUUGAAUACAUGCAAAGAGCAUGCGAAGAUGUUGAGUGAACAGAAGGAUUUCACUAUUCCGUCAGUAUUAGACUUGAAAUAAUUUAACUUAUUAGCAAUUACGAAAAAACAAAAAACGAGAUAAAGAAACAACAUUAAUUAAUUGAAAAUUUUCAUUUAUUAGUAACAAAUCAAAAUUUUAUACAUUUUAAACGACAUAAAUUUGGAAUUUAGUGGAUAUGAUUGGUUAACAACAAUUUUCUUAGGAUUAACAAAAGUUUGAAACUUGCUCAAAAAAAAAAAUCAAAAUUCAAGUAUUUUCGUUUGUGGUGCAAUAAGGCAUAAAUACAUACCUACUUAAUAUAAUUAACGCAAUUCGAACAUUAAUUGAAUUAACAAUUAUAAUUUUGGCAGUAAAGAGGCGAGGUCAGUUUUCGGAUAUUUCUAAGAAUUUAUAGAAGAAUUUAAAGUUUAAAAAAAAUUUGGAGGAUCAUGAAGCAAAUCUUUAAGAUUUUCGAGUAUCUAAUACUCUUGACAAUUUGUUAUUGAAUCGUGCAUUAACAUUUUAUGACUUUUAUCACUAAAUUAUUCAGUUUGAUUGCGUUUUAGAUUCCACGAUUUGCCCCAAAUACUUUUUCAACAAAGUUCGCUUGAUUCCAAGAAUAUGAAGCUAAAAUGUCUCUUAAUGUAACAGACUGCGCCAUGAUUUUUAACAAUUCAAAAGAAAAAUCCUCAAAUGUCAUUAUUUCUUCAAAGCAAAUGCCAAAUUACAUACGAAUAAGCCGUUCACAAAUGACAUAUAUUUUUUUGAAUAGAAGAAAAUCUGAAGUUUUGUGUCACUUUUAGAUAACGAGAGUUGAUAUCAUUUUCUGACAUUUAAGUGCUGUAAGAGAGUGACAGGAUGUAUAAAAAGUUUAUAGAAUGUCACAGUUACGUAUGGUUGGUGCUUUCUUAUCUGAAAAGCACGUCAUCGACAUAGCGAGUGCAAAAACAGUAGUUUGUAGUUUUUGGAAUCAAAAGUCUGAAAGUAAAGCUAUUGAGUUUCUAUUAAAAGAUAAUAACAGAAUAAAUUCAAGGAUAGAAUAAGAUCCUACUUCAAAUGAAGCUUAAUUAGCCUGAUAAGUGUCGUUCUAAUGACUAAAAGGAACAAGUAUUUAUUAAAUUUAUUGUUGAAUUCAUUUCUAGGUCAACAAAGAUUUAUCAUUAAGAUUAAUAAAGUUUCAUAUCGCGCGGUAAUGCUUUCCUCUAAUGAAUGAAUAACCCCAAAUAUAGCAAGCAUAGAACUAAAUCAUUAAAAGAAAAAAAUGACAACCUUGAACUGCAAAUGUCCUUUUCUUAACGACACAAUCUUGAUAGACUAGCUCGUGUGGCUCAAAACAGCUAUUUUUUUUAUCUUGAUCAGCUAUGUUAAGCUAGGAUUUUAUCUUUAACCCUUUAAGGCUUUCGUCGAUGAAGAAAAAUAUAUAUAUGCACGCAAUCUAAAGCAUAAAAACAUUCAAUGAGCUAGAAUUUUAAUGGUACCUUCUCCAGAGUGGAUUUAAAGUGGCACAAAAUCUUUGAGCUUAUGAGGAUCAUUGAAAAGAACUUAAGUUUUAAGAUUUCAUGCCAUUUUGGAAGUCUCAAAAGGCUUUAAGGUGUAGAAAGCUUCAGAAAGCAAGUUUCAACUUGUGCCAAGAGCACUAUGGAAAUGCUGAGUGGGGGCAAAAAAAAACUGAGAAGAGAAAAAAAAAUUGGCAUUUCCACAAUCAAUAAUUUCAUCUAGGGAAAUUUUUCAUGUGCUUCUUUUUUUGUUUGUUGUGAAUAUGAGUCAUAAUGUGGUUUUAUCGUACGAUUUCAUGACAUAAAUGUUGGAAGAUUGAACCUCCUUGAUAUAAAAAAAAAAUCCUUAAGACAUAAAAAAUUUGAGAAAUUUAACAAAAUGUUUUUAGCAAAACCACAAAAAGCACGAUAAUAAUAAAAAGUUAUUUCUUAAGCACUUACAAAGAAUACAAAUUGUAGACAUUUUUUGCAGUAACUCUAUUGUGAAACAGAAAGAAAAUAUGAAACUUUUAACCUUUCAAUUAGAUUUAAAUCUCUAAGACUUGAAAAAGAACAUACAAAAAGAAUUAUAACAAAGCAAAUAAUUAAAAAAUAAUACAAUUUCGAUGAAUGGAUGGAUGGAUGGCGAGUAUAAGAAAGAAAGAAGAAGCAAUGACUUAUUUUUGUUAAAGAAAAUGGAAGAAGUAAAUCGUGUACAUUUUUAGUAAAUGUUAACGCUCAACAAAAAUAUAUAUUAUAUUUCUGAUAUAAUACACAUCGUAUUAUUAUAAAGUAAUGUAAAAUUUGCCAACAAGUAUAAAAAGAUAAUAAAGAU
Messenger RNA from Chironomus riparius, 3589 nucleotides. The record is from the annotation of a GenBank genome assembly. NCBI's taxonomy places the organism in Eukaryota, Metazoa, Arthropoda, Insecta, Diptera, Chironomidae.